AUGAGUUACCAGGCCUUGGGAGAUAACAAUCAGGGGGGCUACGGCCAAUACAACCCCUAUGGUAGCCAACAGAACCCUUACGCCGAGCAGCAACAGAGCUAUGGUUAUGGAGGCGCUGCGGAGCAAGGCAAUGGUGGAUAUGAGAUGUCCAACAUGCAGCAAUCCGGAGGUCCAACUGCAAUCCUGAACAAGUGCAAGGAGAUGAACGAUGCCAUUAGUGAGCUGCGCACCAAGCGCGAAGGUCAGCUCGUCUCAGCUCAGAACGCCCUGCUGGACUCCAGCACCGGCAAGGAGGAUCAGGCCGCCCGUCAGAACGUCGACUACAUCGAGGAUGAGAUCAACACCGCUCUUCGCUACCUGCGCGACCAGUUCAAGCGCAUUAAGGAGACUCCCGGCUCCGGCGAUUCUCGUGUUUCUGGUCAAGUCGAGAAUGUCAACCGCAACCUGCGCCGCGAGAUCGAGCAGUACCAGCGCACUCAGUCCGAUUUCCAGAAGCGUCUGGAGGAGCAAGUGCGCCGCCGUUACGAAAUCGCCAACCCCGAGGCUACUCCCGAGGAGUUGGAGCAGGGUGUGCAGCUUGUUCUGGCUGGACAGGAGCAGAGCUUCGCUGUGCCCGGUACCCGUUCGCGCCAGGCCAACGAUGCCCGCCAGGCUACUCUCCAGCGAUCCGCCGCCAUCCGUAAGAUCGAGCAGGAUAUGAUUCAGCUCGGUCAGCUGUACCAGGAAGUCGCUGAGUUGAUUCACCAACAAGAGCCUGCUGUCACUCAGAUCAACCAGGGUGCUGAGGAGACACACCGCAAUGUCGCGGAAGCCAACACUAAGCUGGAUAGCGCCAUUACAAGCGCCCGCAACGCCCGACGAUGGAAGUGGUAUGCAUUGGGUAUUAUUCUACUCAUUAUUAUUAUCGUCGUCGCCAUUGCUGUUGGUGUCACCGAGGCCAACAAGAAUUAA
Molecule: messenger RNA, 951 nt
Organism: Penicillium malachiteum
Lineage: Eukaryota; Fungi; Ascomycota; Eurotiomycetes; Eurotiales; Aspergillaceae
Product: syntaxin
Exons: 5
Coding region: 1-951 (316 amino acids)
Biological process (GO): vesicle fusion; exocytosis; intracellular protein transport
Cellular component (GO): endomembrane system; plasma membrane; SNARE complex
Molecular function (GO): SNARE binding; SNAP receptor activity
Source: RefSeq, a predicted model, not a curated record